GUACGAGAGCUUCGACGCAAGAUACGCUACAUUCAACAGAUUCCCUCACCCUGCUACCACACUGUUGAACCCUCACAAAUUGGCUGACGCUGGACUUUUCUACACAGGUGAAAGCGAUACAACCUUGUGUUUCUACUGCGGGUUAAGACUUAUCCAUUGGGAGCCUUUUGACGACCCGUACACGGAACACGAGAAAUGGUGUCCGAGCUGUGACUACAUUCGUUCCGUAAUAGAUCGCAACAACCGUGACUCACGGAUGACCAGCAUGGUCCCAUGCGCUCAACCACAAGGUUACACAGUCGAAUAUGAACGUAUCGGGGCAACAAACUCCCAUGCACAUGGCAGUGAAAAUCCCAUACAAAAUGAGCGUACGCCAGACAUUUUGGGGCUGAGCAGCUCAGGUCUCGUCCAGCAAGAGCAAUAUGCGGCAUCGAGGAACGCAUACACCGUUCCUCAUUCGAGACCAGUUCACCCACACUAUGCCACGUUAGCAAGCAGGGAGUCGUCUUUUGAGUCUUACCCAAGAAAUGCCAAGGGAAACAAGGAGAAGAUGGCCAAGGCAGGAUUCUUCUUCACUGGUACUGAUGAUCGAACUACGUGCUUCCAGUGCGGGAACUCUCUGUGCAGUUGGGAUGAAGACGAUGACCCGCUACUUGAACAUGCCAGGUGGUAUCCAGACUGUCCUUAUGUGGUCCUCAUCCUAGGAGAUGAAACGAUCAAGGACGUGAGACAGGCGCACAGGAAUACCCUUGCACAGCGCCAAACCGCAGAAAUCUGUCGAUCGGAUGAUCUCAGCAAUGUGUUGCUGCGUCAUCUGAUGUCGUCACCACUUGUACACCGUCUGACAGCGCAAGGCAUUGAUCACCUCAUCGUGGAAUUAGCGAUACGGAAGAGGCUUAACGGCGAAGGGUUGAUUGACGUACUGGACGAACAAGACCUGCGUCGGGCUUUGACGGACGUUGUCUCGUUGCCGGAGAACGUCAGAACAAAAGAAGUUCCAAAGGCUGAUACAGGUGACCUAAGCAAGUGCGUCAUCUGCAACACGGAGGACCGCCGUAUCAUAUUUCUUCCCUGCAAUCAUCUGAUCGCGUGUAUCGGGUGUGCCGCGUCCUGCAGCGUUUGUCCUUCCUGUAAGCGGCCGAUUGCAACCAGGAGGCAAGCCUUCUUAGCCUGAAAAGGACGGGGAGAAGGGCCGGUCACAUAAAGAGGAAUAGGCAGCCUGGGCCUAGCAAACAGACGACAUAACGUACACUGGACAGGCGCAGGACGGCAAUGGUUCGAAGAACAAUACUGCAUCUUCCAAAAGCUUCAAAGGACGGAAGAACAAUACAAUACUGAAUAGAACAUAUAACCAUUUUGGAUAAAACUCUAAGAUUUUACUCAACCAGUAUAGUCACUGAUAGAAAUGUGUGAUUGUAAGUGCACACGGUAGAACAGUUGCACAUAUCUUGGAUAUAUGCACAAGUGCGGCACGGUGUUCCCUCUAGCGUGGAGACAUGUGUGCUGUACGAUCAAAAGUUCAUCACAAACUUUUAUUUCGAAAGUCUCCAAUCCGACACAUGUGCACUGGUGCACAAUGUGGCAGUCGCCAGUUAAGUUACUAGUUGGCGGUCGAUGCAAGGUGCUAUCCUUCAACGCCUCCACACCCGCGAACAUUCUUAUUACCUUGGACCUCAAAACCUUCAACCCGUUUAUUAUCAGAAAUACCUUGGCUUUUUCUCCAAGUGUUUUGUUUUUGUGUUUUUGUGGUGUAUCCAAGUGUUUUUGUGUCAUAUGUUUUGGUCAGAAAACAUUACUCAUGUUUUCUCAUGUACGCGAGCUGCGCACUUGCACGGUAACCUGUUCAAGAAGGUUGCUUACAUAUGUUUUAGAGACCCACGCUGGAGUAUGCUUCUCCAAUAUUAUACUCUUAUCACGUGACCCUUUCCCACUUAAUCGAAGCAGCGGAGAAUCGAGCCGUGUGCGACAUCUUCGGCAACAAAAGCCAUAACAUAGAAUGGUAGACAAUCCACCGCGCCGGUGAGGAAAUCCUAAAGGAAAAGUUUUAGGACGAGAGCCGCCGACAUUUUGGCUAGGCGCCUUGCUGAUCAUUGCUAUGGGUCUCAAAGGGUCAGGAAUGACGCUUUAAAGGACGACGACGGGUUUUCGUUAAAAUACCCACGCACCAUCUUGACCUAUAACACGUAAGAACCUUUAACCCGCCUUUGCUGAACGAAAAUAUUCGCGAGACAAUAGACCUCAUGUAAAAUUAGCUUUCUUCCUACCAACCUUGGGCUUACUUUGCUCUCAUUCGUUUACAUCUCACGUGUGCAACUGAAAUGUGCGAACUCACGCAUGGUUUACUCUGCAUACAACCCUAAAGAUUCCACCGAAUGACGCUGUUACUUUUGCCUUCCUGCUCUUAUCUGUCAUGAGGUUUUCUGCCGUUGAGGAUGUCAUUGGGUUUUCUCUGGGUCUUUCCGGCAGACUUUCUAAACUGCUAACCCCCCUGUCUCCCACGCCUUCCUGCUGUCCUCUCUGCAUGAGUUCCCGUCCGCAGUUGCUUCGCGGCGCUAGCAGCGGAUAAAAAAUAAUAAGCUAAUUUACUCCCGAAACGUUUCCCAUCCUACAACUCAAGAGCUAUUCUAUAUGAACUAUUCAAUGCGCCGGGAUGCUCUUCACCUGCGAUUGCCUUCACCGGUGCAUUCACAAGUAGUGAACACAGGAAAGACAGAAGCAGUGUCGUUUACCAACAAAGUAAGCCCUACAGUUUUUGCCUAAACUGUACGGCACAGAUCUACGUAGGGUGUCUGCUGUCGAAGACUUUGACAUCUGGUUGGAUCACCGUCUCGCGUCUAAUGUGCGCGUUGAUCAUGUUGUAAAAAAAAUAAAUAAAUAACAGUGUAUUUCUUGGUCUUA
Messenger RNA from Ornithodoros turicata, 2898 nucleotides. Its product is annotated as E3 ubiquitin-protein ligase XIAP-like. NCBI's taxonomy places the organism in Eukaryota, Metazoa, Arthropoda, Arachnida, Ixodida, Argasidae. Bases 257 to 1174 code for a protein of 305 amino acids. The transcript is spliced from 7 exons. Gene Ontology annotation, cellular component: nucleus; cytoplasm. Gene Ontology annotation, biological process: positive regulation of protein ubiquitination; regulation of cell cycle; negative regulation of apoptotic process. The record is from RefSeq and is a predicted model, not a curated record. Gene Ontology annotation, molecular function: ubiquitin protein ligase activity; cysteine-type endopeptidase inhibitor activity involved in apoptotic process.